Neodiprion virginianus is the source of this 3277-nucleotide messenger RNA. RefSeq names its product high affinity cAMP-specific and IBMX-insensitive 3',5'-cyclic phosphodiesterase 8 (gene Pde8). Lineage: Eukaryota; Metazoa; Arthropoda; Insecta; Hymenoptera; Diprionidae. Gene Ontology annotation, biological process: positive regulation of ERK1 and ERK2 cascade; signal transduction. The record is from RefSeq and is a predicted model, not a curated record. The transcript is spliced from 20 exons. Bases 584 to 3217 code for a protein of 877 amino acids. Gene Ontology annotation, molecular function: 3',5'-cyclic-nucleotide phosphodiesterase activity.
GCUGGUCGGAAAGUAUUCUCCGUCAAUCCGCGACUCAAGUCAGUCAGUGCCGGUCGUAGCCCAUGAAAAGUUGGCGUCGCGAGCCGCGGAUUCGAAAAGUUCGACCCACGCAUUUUUACACGCUUGAGAAGUAGAGAAACAAGAUCAAGUCUAACCAACGCACUCGCUGCCCGCGUGUUUGUUACAUAAAUAAUUUCAAAAUUCAAAUCAAUCGUGUAAAAAUUACGACAAAAUUUACAGUGAAAAUUUAAAUAUUAAUAAUCGUAACGACACAUUUUUAAUAACGGUUCACACGAGCAUGUAACGAAUACCGAAUGAAGGGAAGAAAAAUCGCGAUUCGAAUCCGAAUGCAGCGGGCACGUAACUUGCACGCGUGUUUUCGCGUGUGAAAAAAAACAUAAAUUUUCAAGCGAGGAGGGAGUGAUAAACAAAAAAGAAAACACAAAAAUAAAGCAAAAGAGACAGUUAUUGUACGGAGGUUACAAGUAAAUAUGUUACACAUUGUAUGAGGACCCAAUAAAGGACUAUCGACAGAAAUCGCGGAUGAGGAAACCUCGCGGGUUAAUUGUAAUUACAAGCCUAGAUGGUCGUGCCUUCGCGUCGCGGCUCCAUGACAUCGUCUGGGAGCAAGUUUUACAUACCAAACGACGACGUGGACGACGUGCUGGGUAUCAGCCAGCUUCUUUUCAACUAUAACGGAUCUGAAGAAGAGGAAUCAAUCGCGGAGGGUCUGGAGUCCCGGAUUCGUACACUUCCCGAAGAAGAUGGGGAGGUCUCCGUUAUUAAGGGACCUCAAGAUUUGAAGUCGAAUCUACUGACAUCAUGGAGCCCCAGCUCGACCAAGAUAAUGUUGGUCUUCGGGCGGGACGAUCACCAAUCAGAAGUAUUGGGAUCGGCAGCGAAGAAACUAGGGUGGUCGGUGACUUACUCAAGGAGCACAGACACGGCCCUCGAGACCUUCCACAGCCGCGGGCAUGACAUUGUCGUGAUAGAUCACCGGGGAUCUCGAGGAAUAGAUUCCGAUUCUCUCUGCAGAUCGAUCAGGGCUUCGGGCGUCAAUCCAAACACAGUGAUCGUCGCUCUCGUUCGAAAGUCGUUCCUCAUCAACGCGGAUCAGGACCAGAUCAUGACGAUCGGACUGAUGGGUAUCGGCUUCAACAGAACGCUCCUCGAGUGCUCCCAGGAAAAUCUUCUGGCCAACGAACUCGUCAAUAUCCACGCAAGCGAACUCCAGCCCAGGUUGCACCUCGCCGCUUUUCACGCGCUUUACGUAGCCGUCGACAGGUGCAGAGAUAUGGUCCACGUAACCAACGACCGCCACGUUGUCCAGUUUGCAAACAAGGCCAGCGAACGUUUUCUCGGUUACAAACCGGAAGAGCUUCUGGGCAACAAAAUAAUGGACAUCGUGUCCUCCGACAACUUUGUCUUAAUGGAUCAGCACCUUCGGCGAGGCAGAGAAUGGGAGGGUAACAUGAACUGCAAGAGAAAAUCGUCGAAGACGAUCACCAUCAACUGCCGGAUAGUCCCUUUUUCCGCCUCGGGCAGGACACCGACCCACUACAUUUACGUCCACGACACCACCUACCUCCUCGAAAACAUGGCAAUUGGUCCGGGCAACACUGGGACGCAGCAAAUGCCCAGAGGAAGCGUUCACUCGCUAAGAAGAGGAUCGUUCGACGUCAAGUCGACGGGGAGUGAGAGUAAGGCGCCCGAUCUCCAAACCCGAUUCAGUUACCAGCAUGUCCCGAUCGAAAAUCAAUGCCAAUGCGAAAAUGCACGCACCCACAGGCGAUCCAGUUUUACGAAAAUUCACAAUUUACCACUGGAAGCACCGAUCACUCGUGUCAUCGGUAUACUCUCAACCGCACUAAACGACAUGUCGACGACGAGUCCGGAACUCGCGCUGCAGAUGUACAAGGCGAUCGAGCUGCUUAAGGGCACGGAAUUGUACACGCCACAGCUAAGGGAGGAUACCAGAGGAUACGAUCCGGUCACCGAAGACCUCGUCGGCGCUCUUUUAGCGUCUCCGGUCUACGCGAGGGACUCGAGAAGGUCGUCAAACGACUCCGUGAGUCGGAUACCAACGAGCAAGACACUGACCAAUGCCUCUGCUCAUCGCAUGUCUCUCAAGGGUUACAGGCCACCCCAAGAAAUUCACGACAUGAUGGAGAAGAGUCUCGACUGGGACUUCGACAUAUUCAAACUAGAGGUUCUUUCCUGCGGAAGACCGCUCGUUUACUUGGGGAUGAAUCUUAUCGGGCUCUACGAAGGCCCUGCGACACUGGGCUGCGACGAAAAAACGUUUUUCAACUGGCUCACCCUCGUCGAGAUGCAUUACCACGCAGACAACAGUUACCACAAUUCGUCGCACGCUGCUGACGUCCUUCAGGCAACCGCCAAGUUCAUGCGAUCCGAGAGACUCAAGAUGAUAUUCGACCCGCUCGACGAAGUCACGGCUCUGAUAGCCGCCGCGGCUCACGACAUAGAUCAUCCGGGAAGAUCGAGCCAAUUUCUCUGCAACGCUAACAACAAACUUGCAAUUUUGUACAACGACUUGGCGGUUCUUGAGUCGCACCACGCUGCCCUUACUUUCAAGCUUACGUUGGCCGACGACAGGGCGAAUAUUUUUAAGGGUUUGGACAGAGAGUCGUACAAAGUGGCAAGGCAGAACGUUAUUGAUAUGAUUCUCGCUACCGAGAUGACAAGGCACUUCGAACACCUCGCGAAAUUCGUCAACGUCUGCAGCAAUCGAAUGGCAGGUGACUCACAGUCCGAGCCUGUUUCCGAGGUUAUUGACAUGACCGUACUCCUUCAACCAGAGAACAUUACCCUGGUUAAAAGAAUGAUGAUAAAAUGCGCGGAUGUAUCCAACCCGACUAGACCGUUGAAGGCUUGCAUUGAGUGGGCGAGGCGAAUCGCUGAGGAAUAUUUUCGGCAGACGGACGAAGAGAAGCAAAACGGGAUGCCGGUCGUGAUGCCGAUGUUUGACAGACUGACGUGUUCCAUACCCAAGUCGCAAAUUGGAUUCGUCGACUUUAUAAUCAAUGACAUGGUCGAGGCUUGGGACACAUUCGUUGACAUGCCCGAAUUAAUUAGUCACAUGAGACUGAACUACGAUAAGUGGAAGGAAUAUCAGGAACAAGGAAUAUCGACGCUCCAAGAUAUUGAAAAACUGCAGACAUCGCCAGAACUGCAAAUACCGCGACGAACUACGUAAUACUAUAUUUGGAUAAUGAAUUGAGAAAUCUGACGAGUGGCGUAACUUAUGAAAUGCGGG